Messenger RNA from Trichoderma breve, 888 nucleotides. RefSeq names its product whi5 like domain-containing protein. Bases 1 to 888 code for a protein of 295 amino acids. The transcript is spliced from 3 exons. Lineage: Eukaryota; Fungi; Ascomycota; Sordariomycetes; Hypocreales; Hypocreaceae. The record is from RefSeq and is a predicted model, not a curated record.
AUGGAAGCUGUCUCGUCGCCCAUGAAACGACGCGCCGUGCUCGGCUCUCUGGACGCGAACGCGGCCUUGUCAACAACACCAAUCGCAAGCAAAAUGAUCAUGAUGGGGUCGUCAAUGCUGCUGACGCCGUCGGCUCUGCUAGUGAGCAGCCCAUUGAUUGGGAGCGAGUCGUCAAAGGGAAAGAAGCGGACUGCGGGGGAAGACGAGGAGGGAGUGGUGGAUGAGAGCCCGGUGCCGAAGAAGACGUGUGUUGAUGGGGCUACGCGAUCGAGGUCGCCCAGUCUUGAGACAAGUUCCCUGUUUGAUAGCUCGGCCGGAGAUGCUUCCUGGACGACGGCAACAGAGCCAGAUGCAACGGCGGCCACAACCUUGCUAGCUGCCACAAGGCCUCGGGCUUUGACCAGGGAACAAGCCAGAGAGAAGGCAGAAAUCCUCCGUCUACGCCUCGGACUCGCGGGUUACAAGCUACGCACCGGCCAAACCUCCGUCCCCCUCUCCGAACUCCAGCGCAAGCCUCUCCCGCCAUCGACCGCGACGCGCAGACGAGCGAAUACAUUUGCCCAUGCGACACGGACGAAUACACACACUAGGGUUCGAAGCGUGGACUCGAUCCCUCAUGUGCCCGUGUUAUCGCAGGAAUCAUCAGUGCUAUCGAUUAGAUCAGAUGCAGUGACCGUGCCUGCUUCUCAGGAGAGCGUCGUGGUGGAAACAAGAGGCAACACGCCUGAUCGUGUCGAAGGGCAGGAGGCGGGGAAUGAACGAGACAAGACUGUUCUGCUCGGCAUUAGUGAUGUAGAUUCUCCUUCUAGAGUCUUUAUGUCAAGUCCAGCACCGGCGCCGGUAUCGUCACUAAGGAGUACUUGUACAGAGGACGUGGAUAAACUAUGA